Centruroides sculpturatus (bark scorpion) is the source of this 1641-nucleotide messenger RNA. RefSeq names its product alpha-L-fucosidase-like. Bases 113 to 1456 code for a protein of 447 amino acids. The transcript is spliced from 8 exons. Gene Ontology annotation, cellular component: lysosome. The record is from RefSeq and is a predicted model, not a curated record. Gene Ontology annotation, biological process: glycoside catabolic process; fucose metabolic process. Gene Ontology annotation, molecular function: alpha-L-fucosidase activity. NCBI's taxonomy places the organism in Eukaryota, Metazoa, Arthropoda, Arachnida, Scorpiones, Buthidae.
CGCAUGUGACAGACACUUAACCUCAGACCCGAUAUAGCUCAACUUCCAACCCGAUAAAGCGCAUUCGAACUUUGUAUUGGGGGAGCGGGGUCAGUUCGCUCGAAGCAUAGACAUGUCGCUACGUCUCUGCUGUCUGCUGGUGUUUGUCUACCUUACAGCAGCCAAUUAUCAACCAAAUUGGGAAUCGUUAGACAGUAGACCCCUUCCCGAAUGGUUCGAUAAGAGUAAAAUCGGUAUAUUCCUUCACUGGGGAUUGUAUUCUGUACCUAGCUUUGGAUCCGAAUGGUUCUGGAUGUACUGGAGCGACAAGACACCCCAGUAUAUGGAGUUCAUGAGACAAAACUACAGACCUAACUUCACUUAUCAAGAUUUUGGCCCUAUGUUCACAACCGAAUUUUAUGAUCCGGAUCAUUGGGGCGAGAUAUUUAAUGCAUCAGGAGCCAGAUAUGUUGUCCUUACAAGUAAACAUCAUGAAGGAUUCACAAUGUGGCCUUCCAAAUUUUCCUGGAACUGGAAUGCCAUGGAUUUAGGUCCUAAUAGAGAUCUCUUAGGUGAUUUGGCUAAAGCCGUUCGUAAAUACAAACAUAUGCAUUUUGGAGUCUACCAUUCGUUGCUAGAUUGGUUUCAUCCACUUUAUCUGACGGACAAAAGUAACAAAUGGACUACUAGAUAUUUUGUUGACGUAAAAACAAUGCCCGAACUUUACGAACUUGUAAUCAAUUACGAGCCAGAAUUGAUAUGGUCUGAUGGCGACUGGGAAGCACCCGACACUUACUGGAAUAGCACAGGAUUUUUGGCAUGGUUAUACAACAAAAGUCCUGUUAAGGAUGUCAUCGUGGUCAAUGAUCGCUGGGGCAAAGGUAUUCCGUGUCAUCAUGGUGGAUAUUACACGUGCAAAGACAGAUAUAACCCAGAAAAGUUACAAAAGAGAAAAUGGGAAGAUGCCAUGACUUUAGACUAUUCUUCGUGGGCAUUCAGAAGAAAUAUUCAAAUAGCUGAUAUCAUGCCCAUUGAGAAACUGAUUGCAACCUUGGCGCAGACUAUAAGUUGUGGAGGAAACAUCCUCAUAGAUGUCGGUCCAACCCACGACGGAAGAAUCACUCCAAUCUUCGAAGAGCGACUCCGUCAACUGGGAUUGUGGUUAAGUGUGAACGGAGAAGCUAUUUACGAAUCCGAACCUUGGACGUAUCAGAACGACACCGUCACACCAAAUGUCUGGUACACUUCGAAAGGAGAAAUCGUUUACGCCAUUGUUCUGAAGUGGCCAAAAGAUAAUACAUUGAUGUUGGGUGCAUUGAAACUGGAAGGUGCAGCGUCCGUUCGACUGAUCGGAUGGAAAUAUGAACUUCAGUGGAAGUCGUUGGGUAGUAAAGGAACUCAAAUUACUUUUCCUUUUCUAACACCUGAUCUACUUCCAUCACAAUGGGCUUGGGUUUUAAAAAUAGAACAAAAGUAGAAAAUAAUUGAAUGGGAUAUUUGAGAAACACCACGACACAAAGCCAUAUGAUUUCUGUAGAGGUAAAAAAUCCUUGCUUGUGUCCAAAUUUCUGAUGUCUGUUGGUGUGAUGAUUUUCUUUGGCUAAUUAAAAAAAAAAUUAUUUACUAUUCCUCUCUGUAAAUUGAACGUAAACAAGACGUAUU